Molecule: messenger RNA, 3905 nt
Organism: Calidris pugnax (ruff)
Lineage: Eukaryota; Metazoa; Chordata; Aves; Charadriiformes; Scolopacidae
Product: oligophrenin-1-like
Exons: 17
Coding region: 2283-3905 (540 amino acids)
Biological process (GO): signal transduction
Molecular function (GO): GTPase activator activity
Source: RefSeq, a predicted model, not a curated record
GCCUCCCCGCCGCGGCUGCGGGAGCGGAGGGGGAGCGGGGCUGCCGCCCGCCGGGGAAGGCCGCGGCUGAGGAGACACCUGGGUUUCCCUGGCAACAGAAUGGCGAUAUCAGUCAUCCAAUGCUGUAGCAGCACUCUGAUCUGCAAGACUGAGAGAUUUUGAAAAGCAUCUCAUCUAGAAAUCAGACCUUUUGCAUAAAGGCUUUCAGAUGACACUUCAUCCUACAGCUGUGUCUUCAGGAAGGAGCUUCUGCAUGGGAAUGAAGAGCAUCUAUGCUGCAGUAUGUGAUUCAUCAGAUACGCUCUUCUGCAUUUUUCCAAUAUCUAUCUCCUUCAACGUUUCUAGGCGGUAUCAUCAGGCUCCUUAGUGCAUUGCCUCAGGAAACAUCUGUUUUGGGCACAUUUGCCUCCUGAUCCCUGGCAAAGAGGGGAAUCGUUUUGGCAUCCAGCAAACGCCACCUCAUUUGUCACCGUGCUGCCUGUGCUGACCCCCACGGCUCCUCCUGCCUCACCCUCUCUGACCUCCUGCUCUUUAUACAUUUGUAAAGAAGGGGAUUUGUCUUCACAGCUCUUGCAGUUCUCUUUAUUUUUUAUGUUUAUUUUUGAGAUCGGGCCAUCUGUUCUAUGUAGAAGGAAGGGCUUAAGGAGAAAGUGCCUUUACAAAAUACUUUCCUUAGCUUUUUCAGUCUAUUUGACUGGUGGUUGUUGCUCUUUCUGUCUCUUUUGAUUUGCCCUCAUUAAAUGCUCUCAUCGUGCUUAAAAAUGGAAUUUAGAUCAGUAAUGCUUCCUUACAGGUCUCCUUCUUCCUCUCUAAACAUUGUGUCCCUCGGCACUAAAUCAGGGCAGAAUAGAAAAGCUGCCUAAGGUACACCGUGAGGAGAGUGUGCAGUGAAAACCCAGACAGAGGGAAGGAUUAAUUCAAACCUGAAAGGUCUUUGUAAGCUGGGAAGGUGUGCUGGGAAGGUGUUCAGCACAGAUAAGGAUAGGAGACCCAGGGAGGCAAAGUCUGAAGUUAGAUUUUUUUGGAAAGUUUGGUCAAAAAGAUGACAGAUGAAGCAGUAUCUGGUGGAGAGGUGUGAAAGUGGAACCCUGGCCAUGGAAGAGCAGGGAAGCUGGAGUGGAGACGAGGAGGAACGGAGGCAGUCACAGCAGAGCCUGCAAAUAACAGGGAGGUGCUGAUACCGCAAGAGAAGCUGGGCUGUGGGUCCAGUUCCCUGCUUCACCAGCAGGCAGUGGAACAAGCAUUAAUUACAUCAAAAAUACAAAAGUUUUGUGUUUUUUCUCCCUUCCCAAGUAGAGUCCACUGUUUACACUUGAAUCCUCUGAUGGACAGGUUUUGGUCAAAGACAGGAAUGAAAAAGUAAUUUGAAAAUCCAGAUUCUGUCUCUAAAACACUUCUCAAAAAAAGACGACCUUGGAACAGUAGAAGAAUGAGCUGAAAAUCUUGUGUUUCUACCCACACUGAAGGAAGACUCUCUGGAAGCUUCCUUCUUGUGCUAUUUUUGCAUUUUUCUUGUAAGCCCUUAGGGUCUCAAACUGUAGCUCUAUGUAAGAGAAAAUGAGAAAUAUAGCUGAAUAUAUCUGCCAUAAAAACAACAGGAAUGCAGAAAAAAAUGUGCCUCUGGCUAAGAGAAUCUGGAAAAAUCGAGGAGGAAGGCUACAGGGAGCUCUUUGAAAAGCAUUAUCCUGGAGAAACUGGCUGCUUAUGGCCUGGAUGGGUGCAUGCUUCACUGGAUAAAAAAGCAUGGAGAGGGCCAGACCCAGAGAGUACUGGUGAAUGGAGUCCGUUGGAGGCCAGUCACAAGUGGUGACAAAUUUCUCCAUCAAGAGAGCUCUCAAGCGUUGGAAGAGGCUGAGGCUGCCCAGCGAAGUAAUGGCAUCACCGUCCCUGGAGGGAUUGGAAUGAUGGGUAGAUGUGGUGCUUAGCAACUUGGUUUAGUGGUGGUUUUGGCAGUGUUUGGUUGAUGGUUGGACUGGAGGUCAAGUAGGCGAGAGCCAUGGUCUUAGUGGGGAGAGCCCCCCAGUGCCCCUCCCCCACCACGGCCCCCCUGGCCAGUCUUGACAUCACAAUGGUGAACCCAGCGCUGGCCUGGCAACCUCCCCAGGGCCCUGCAGGGACAGUGCUGUGCCAGCACCGAGCGAGCGUCACUGGCAGAGCCCAGCUCUUGCCCAGCGUCCUUGUGAGAGUGGUUUUUGGCACCGCGACCCCCCUUGGCAGCCUUGCGUGGGCCAGCUGGGCACUGUCAUCAGCCCCACAGCUGUGUCCCGCGUGAGGCCGUUGAGAUGGGACAGGUCAACUGCUGCCAGGGCUCCAGGGACGACCCUGAGCCCGUGGCAGCACCACCCGAGCCGCUGCACCGGCAGCGCGUGAAGGUGACCGAGGGCCGGCGGAGCAGGAAGAGGGAGCUGCUCCUCUACAGGGACACCUUGGUCAUCGCCAAGGCCAAACGUGGCAGCGCCCCGCGCCCGCAGCUCUGCCUGGCCCUGGCCAUGCUGCAGGUGCUCUGCAGCGGGAAGGGGGCAGCUGGCGAUGCCACCACGGAGGAGAAGGGCAAGGACGCCAAGUCCCUUGUCCUGCUCUGGCCCUGCGGCUCCUGCGUGGUCACCUUCUGCUCCCGGGUGGUGAAGGAGCUCUGGCUCAGCGCCCUCCUUGGGCCACCAGCAGGAGUGGAGGGAGCCCGCGUCACCCAGGUGCCCUCCAUCAAGCUCCUGCGGAAGGAGCUGAGGCGCCGCAAUGCCGCCACCACACUCCACGCCAGCAGCCUGGAGAGGCUGGUCGAGCGGCAGGCAGAGGCUGGUGCCAAGCAGCGGCCAGCUCCCGUCUCCUCUGCCAGCCAAGGCGGACCUGGCCACACAGCUGCAGGUGGGACCGGCAGCAGGAGGAGCUUUCUUCCCUGGCCAUUUGGCCGGCGAGGGAACUCGGCCGCUGCAGCAGCGCCCGGGCCGUCGGGCUCUGGCAGCAGCGGGGUUCUCUUUGGCCGGCCCCUGGCAGCUCUCUGCAGCCAGGAUGGCACCCCUCCCCAGCCCAUCCAGGACCUGCUGGCUCUUCUGCACCAGCACGGGCCAUCCACGGAGGGGAUCUUCCGGCUGGCGGCCGGCGAGCAGGCCUCCCGGCAGCUCAGGGAGGCCCUGGACUCCGGAGCGGAGGUCCACCUGGAAAGCCAGCCUGCGCACUUGCUGGCCGUCAUCUUGAAGGACUUCCUGCGCAGGAUCCCCUCCAAGCUCCUCCAGGCAGAGCUCUAUGAGGAGUGGAUCAGCGCCCUGCAGAAGGACAGCAGGCAGGAGAAGCUGGCAGCGCUCAAAGAGGUGGCCAGCAAGUUGCCCCAAAGCAACCUCCUGCUCCUCAAGCAGUUGCUGUCCUUGCUGAAAGCCAUCAGCAGCAACGUGGGCACCAGCAGGAUGAGUGCUGCCAACCUGGCCAUCUGUGUGGGGCCAAACCUGCUCAGCCCACCUGAGGAGCAGACCCUCCCCCUCGACGUCCUAGUGAAGGUGACGCAGAAGGUACGCUGUGCUUACCAGAUGGCUACAGCUUCCCGGUCCCAGCAGAGAAGCAAGGGUCCGGAGGGGGAGAGGCUCUUGGACCCGUUUUCAGCCAUGACACCAAUGGUUUGCUUUGUGCAGGUCACGCAGCUGGUCGAGUUCCUCAUUGAACACCACGAGGAACUCUUGGAGGGGGAGGAGGAGGCUGUGGUUGCCGGGGCAUCAGGCACGGAGUCAGCAGCACUGGAGGUGCCUCCAGCAGCUCCAGAAAGCGAGCACGUGCAGAGGUUGACCGAGGAGAGAAGGUUGCCAGGCUCCUCACGUUCCAGCAGAAAGCGAAAGGCAACCUUUGAAAGGGAGGGUGACGGUCAACCAGAGGUUAAGAGAAGAAAGCUGGAAAAAGAGCUCUCCGAGACGGACAACUGA